Molecule: messenger RNA, 1724 nt
Organism: Sardina pilchardus (European sardine)
Lineage: Eukaryota; Metazoa; Chordata; Actinopteri; Clupeiformes; Clupeidae
Gene: cd74a
Product: CD74 molecule, major histocompatibility complex, class II invariant chain a
Exons: 6
Coding region: 163-765 (200 amino acids)
Biological process (GO): cell-matrix adhesion; intracellular protein transport; immune response
Cellular component (GO): membrane; basement membrane
Molecular function (GO): macrophage migration inhibitory factor binding; MHC class II protein binding
Source: RefSeq, a predicted model, not a curated record
AGGUUGCCCGGGGCUUUCCGUUUCUCCACAGACACGAGAAAUACAGAAGUGGUCGAGUUUCUGAACCCUUCCUAGAGCUGAGCUAAAACUCACAGCUCGACUGCAGAAGUGUCAGAUUUACACAAGUUCUUCAAGAUUGUCGAACCUACUCACACCUGCAGGAUGGCAGAUAAUAGCAGCCAGAACGAAGUCCUGAUUGAGGGAGCACCCAACGCGAUGCCCGCUCCCAGGCAAGGCUCCUCCGGUAACCUGAAGGUGGCUGGGCUGACCCUGCUGGCGUGCCUGCUGCUGGCUGGACAGGCAGUGACCACCUACCUGCUGCUGAGCCAGGGACAACACCUGACCUCCCUGCAGGAGGGCACCGACACACUCCGCCGCACGCUGGGGCAGAGGACCACCGUGCCCGGCGGUGCUGCCCGUGUGAUGCAGGUUCCUCUCAGCAUGCCCCUGCUCAAGGACUUCUCUGAGACCGACGACAAAGCCCCCCAACCACGCCGCCUGCCCCUCACCAAGCUGCAGAGCGCCAUGAAGACUGACUCUGGACCGACCCCUGCUGCAGCUGCUGAGCUGAACACCAAGUGCAGGGUGGAGGCGAUGCUGCGUGGUGUGCACCCCGGCCUCUUCCUGCCCCAGUGUGACGAGCAGGGCAACUACAAGCCCAUGCAGUGCUGGCACAGCACCGGCUACUGCUGGUGUGUGGACAAGGAGGGCGUUGAGGUGGAGGGCACUCGCCACCGCGGAGCUCCCCGCCCCACCUGCCAGUGAGCAGCGCCAUCAGCAUGAGGGAGGAGCCUUCAUCAUGACGUCCAUCAUCAUCAUCAUUAUUGUCAUGGUGUCCUCCUCCCUGCUCUCUCCUUCUGUGAUUUUCUCGGGGUUUAAUCACCAGACUCUCUCCUCGCCUCUCUCUGCUCUGUGCUGUGGGCCGCUCUGCCGCUCAGGAGGGGGGGUGUCUGGGUGGGGGGGUAACUGGGCCAGGGUGUGAGGAGGCCCGGACACUGCCCCCCCCACAUCUCCUCCUGCUGGGGCUGGGCCGGACUGCAGCUCAGAAGGUGAACUAGUCGGCAGGGCCCGAGUGAUUCAGAACAUCCACCAACACACAUCCUUCCCUUUACCAUCCACCCCACACACCCCUCCCCUAAACACCACCCUUAGGCCCUAAACACACACAUCCCUCCUCCCUCAUCCUAUCCUCCCAUAACACCCCCCUUACCCCCUAAACCCAAAAUACUACCCACUCCCCCGCCCUUAAACCUGAACCCAAAAUACCCCCCCAACCCACUGCUCCCUGAGCCCCCCAGUCCUCUGGUCCUCUCUCCUACAGGAUGGCUGAAUCACUCCUGGCCCUCUGUAGCUGGCGUCCUGCUCCUGUUUAUACGCUGAUAUAACCUUUCUGACACACACACACACACACACACACACACACACACACACACACACACACACACACACACACACACACACACACACACACACACACACACACACACACACACACAGAUAUAUGCUGAUAUAGCCUUUCUGACAUUAAGACCACACACACACACACACAAAUACACACUUUUUACACUCGCUUUAAUUAGCAGUGUUCUGUUGAUUUUAUCUUUAUUUUCGUGAAUUACGGUGCUGCCUCUUUUUCCUCUAGAAAAGUCUGGAAUGGCCACUGUAAAGGCAUGAGGAUGGUGUGGCUUUGGGAGCAGGAAAUAAAGUGGCCUCUGGAAACAAAA